Oncorhynchus nerka (sockeye salmon) is the source of this 1482-nucleotide messenger RNA. RefSeq lists its product as uncharacterized. The record is from RefSeq and is a predicted model, not a curated record. Lineage: Eukaryota; Metazoa; Chordata; Actinopteri; Salmoniformes; Salmonidae. Bases 1 to 1482 code for a protein of 493 amino acids. The transcript has 2 exons.
AUGAAGAAUGACAUCAAUAAGACUCGUCCCCCAAACUACGGUCGCCAAGUCCCCCAAACUACGGUCGCCAAGUCCCCCAAACUACGGUCGCCAAGUCCCCCAAACUACGGUCGCCAAGUCCCCCAAACUACGGUCGCCAAGUCCCCAAAACUACGGUCGCCAAGUCCCCCAAACUACGGUCGCCAAGUCCCCCAAACUACGGUCGCCAAGUCCCCCAAACUACGGUCGCCAAGUCCCCCAAACUACGGUCGCCAAGUCCCCAAACUACGGUCGCCAAGUCCCCCGAUCUACGGUCGCCAAGUCCCCCGAUCUACGGUCGCCAAGUCCCCCGAUCUACGGUCGCCAAGUCCCCCAAACUACGGUCGCCAAGUCCCCCAAACUACGGUCGCCAAGUCCCCCAAACUACGGUCGCCAAGUCCCCCAAUCUACGGUCGCCAAGUCCCCCAAUCUACGGUCGCCAAGUCCCCCAAUCUACGGUCGCUAAGUCCCCCAAACUACGGUCGCCAAGUCCCCCAAUCUACGGUCGCAAGUCCCCAAACUACGGUCGCCAAGUUCCCUAAACUACGGUCGCCAAGUCCCCCAAACUACGGUCGCCAAGUCCCCAAAACUACGGUCGCCAAGUCCCCCAAACUACGGUCGCCAAGUCCCCAAACUACGGUCGCCAAGUCCCCCGAUCCACGGUCGCCAAGUCCCCCGAUCACGGUCGCCAAGUCCCCCGAUCUACGGUCGCCAAGUCCCCCAAACCACGGUCGCCAAGUCCCCCAAACUACGGUCGCCAAGUCCCCCAAACUACGGUCGCCAAGUCCCCCAAACUACGGUCGCCAAGUCCCCAAACUACGGUCGCCAAGUCCCCCGAUCUACGGUCGCAAGUCCCCGAUCUACGGUCGCCAAGUCCCCCGAUCUACGGUCGCCAAGUCCCCCAACCACGGUCGCCAAGUCCCCCAAACUACGGUCGCCAAGUCCCCAAAACGGUCGCAAGUCCCCCAAUCUACGGUCGCCAAGUCCCCAAUCUACGGUCAAGUCCCAAUGUCACGGUCGAAAGUCCCCCAAACUACGGUCGCAAGUCCCCCAAUCUACGGUCGCCAAGUCCCCCAAACUACGGUCGCCAAGUUCCCUAAACUACGGUCGCCAAGUCCCCCAAACAACAAGUCCCCAAAACUCAGGUCGCCAAGUCCCCCAAACUACGGUCGCCAAGUCCCCCAAACUACGGUCGCCAAGUCCCCGAACGGUCGCCAAGUCCCCCGAGACGGUCGCCAAGUCCCCCGAACGGUCGCCAAGUCCCCCAAACUACGGUCGCCAAGUCCCCCAAACUACGGUCGCCAAGUCCCCCAAACUACGGUCGCCAAGUCCCCAAUCUACGGUCGCAAGUCCCCCAAUCUACGGUCGCCAAGUCCCCCAAUCUACGGUCGCCAAGUCCCCCAAACUACGGUCGCAAGUCCCCCAAUCUACGGUCGCCAAGUCCCCCAAACUCAAGUUCCCUAA